CACAGCGUACCCACUCUCUUCAGUGUAGUCCUUGUCUUCCCAGAGUGCAGGCAAGAUGUUACGUGCGUUGCCGGCAAGCUCUCGAGUUAUUCUUCGUAAUGUGAGGUGUAUUGGGACAGUAUCAGCCACCAUGCCACCCUGUGACUAUCAGCCACCACCAUAUAAGGGAAUGAGUUAUGAUGAGAUGAAAGAAGUGAGGAAGAAGAACUUGAGUCCUGCACUUGCAACAAAUUUCAGUAAGCCUUUGCUGAUCCAUGAAGGACAUAUGCAGUGGCUGUUUGAUGAGACAGGGAGGAGAUACUUGGACUUGUUUGGUGGCAUUGUCACUGUCAGUGUUGGCCACUGCCAUCCAAAAGUAAAUGAAGCCGCCAAAGAACAGUUGGACAAGCUGUGGCACACCACUAAUAUCUACAUGCAUCCAAAGAUUCAUGAGUUUGCUGAGCGAAUCACUGAAACUCUUCCAGGUGACCUCAAGGUUGUGUAUUUUGUAAACAGUGGAUCUGAAGCAAAUGAAUUGGCAAUGAUGAUGGCAAGACUCUACACCGGAUCAUUUGACAUUGUAACACUGAGGAACGCCUACCAUGGAGCAUCACCGUACAGCAUUGGCCUUACUGCUCAUGGCACGUGGAAGUUUGGCUUUGCAAAUGGAUUUGGGAUUCAUAAUGCUUCCAAUCCUGACCCUUAUCGAGGACUGUGGGGUGGCCACCGGGAUUGUGUGGUGCAGUCGGUGAGAGCCUCAGAGAGCACUGUGGAGGGAGGAGAGUGUUCUUCAGCACAAAAAUAUGUGGAUCAGCUGGAGGAGGUGCUGUCCUACUCAAUUCCUCGUGGCCGACUUGCUGCCUUUUUUGCAGAACCCAUACAGGGAGUGGGAGGCACUGUGCAGUUCCCACUUGGCUACCUGAAGAAGGCAUUUGAGAAAGCACGAUCAUAUGGUGGUUUAUGUGUGGCUGAUGAGGUACAGAGUGGUUUUGGACGGACUGGGGACCAUUUUUGGGGCUUUGAGGGUCAUGACGUCAUCCCAGACAUAGUGACUAUGGCCAAGAGUAUAGGUAAUGGCUUCCCCCUGGCUGCUGUGGUCACCACACCUGCCAUUGCAGCCACCAUGUCUAAGGCACUCCAUUUCAAUACUUUUGGAGGCAACCCCAUUUCCAGUGCUGUAGGAAUCUCUGUGUUGGAUGUUAUAAAAGAGGACAAGACGCAAGAAAAUUGUCAGGUUCUGGGCCCAUAUUUUCUGAAUAAGCUUGCUGAAAUUCGUGACAAGUAUCCCAUUGUGGGUGAUGUUCGGGGCAAAGGCCUCAUGCUGGGUAUGGAGCUGGUGGAGGACAAGGAGACCCGUCAGCCCAUCAGCCCGCAGCGGAUGAUGGAGGUGUGGGACGGCAUCAGGGACCUUGGAGUGCUAAUGGGACGAGGUGGACACUACGGACAGGUUUUGCGAAUCAAGCCCCCGAUGUGUAUCACCAAAGAAGAUGUGGACUUUGCCAUAGCAGUGGUGCAGCAGGUGUUGGAUAGAGUGUGUGAUAAGUAGUUCUUUGUGCAUUUAUUCAUCAGGUACAAGAAAUCACAUGAGGAGGACAUACUAUAUGAGGUAUUCAGAAUAAUAGUGACCUAAGCGCCAAAAAUAAAAAAAAUGGGAAAAAACGCAGUUAAAGUUUUGCAACAUUCAGAACGCAACAAUGUUUUACCGAGAUGAGGUAGAAAGCUCUGUUUUUUUGCAAAAUGAAGCAACCAUUGUAAGCAAAAUGUAAUUACGUUCAGAAAGUUACUCAUUAACUGCGUUUUUCCGGUGGGAGCACCUGUAUUUUUGGAACGAAAACUUAAUAAUAAUACUAAUAUGUAUUAAUAAUAAACAACCUCCACCCUUAAAAAUAAUAAAAAAAUGAAAGUUACUGUGUAAAGCUGGUGGAGAUACUGUGUAAAAUUUAGUGCUGUCACUUUAAUAUGAUGUUGAUAUGGUUGAUUAAUGCCUUCACUACUAGCGGAAUUUCACCCUUAUUGCCAUAAUACUUCUGAUGGCAUAGAUGUGAGCCAAACACAAUAGGAAGAAGAUAGUGCUAUAUCACAGCUUGUUGAGACACGCCAGGGUGAAAAUGCAGGCUGCAGGCCUCCCAUUGCCUGCCCGAGUACGUAUGUCAUUAUUGAGUGAGCGCGAGUUUUUUUUUGUUGACGGCCGCACGACUGUGCAAAUCCCUCCAAAAGAAUGGGAAUUUCAACCAUGUUGUGGGCCGAAUUUUGACUUGAAUGUUGCAGAUUCAGAAAGCUGAGGGCAAGAUGAAGAAAAUGCUAUACAAACCUCAAAGUUGGCCAGAGUGGCGCUUAUGUCACUACUAUUCUGAACGCCUCGUAUAUGAUCCUGCUGUAGUCACAGUCACAACAUGGUCUCUCUGGCAGUGUUCUGGUAUGGCCAUCAAAUGUGUGAAGGGGAAGUAGACAAGCAACACAUCCUCUACCAAAAUCUUACAUAGCACAUGGGGAAAAGUCAGAGGAAUAAGACAGUAAAGUCUAUGUAAUCACUUUAAAACAUGCCCAUUCAAGUUGUUGAGAAGGACUUUUCUGACACUCUUCAUAUUCCAUCCUACACAGAAACAAUAAGUGUAAGCUCAAAUUGCUUAUGCUGGACAAAUGACAAUUAUUCAAAGAAACACCUUAGUUGUGUUUUUGUACUUAAGGAAUAAUAUUAAGUGAGUUUUGUAUACUCCUUUAUCAAUAAAAACUCCCACCUGC
This is a messenger RNA of Portunus trituberculatus (swimming crab), 2721 nucleotides long. RefSeq names its product alanine--glyoxylate aminotransferase 2, mitochondrial-like. The transcript is spliced from 11 exons. Gene Ontology annotation, cellular component: mitochondrion. NCBI's taxonomy places the organism in Eukaryota, Metazoa, Arthropoda, Malacostraca, Decapoda, Portunidae. Gene Ontology annotation, biological process: glyoxylate catabolic process. Gene Ontology annotation, molecular function: L-alanine:glyoxylate transaminase activity; pyridoxal phosphate binding. The coding region runs from base 56 to 1525 and encodes 489 amino acids. The record is from RefSeq and is a predicted model, not a curated record.